Messenger RNA from Grosmannia clavigera kw1407, 822 nucleotides. Its product is annotated as secreted glycosyl hydrolase. NCBI's taxonomy places the organism in Eukaryota, Fungi, Ascomycota, Sordariomycetes, Ophiostomatales, Ophiostomataceae. The coding region runs from base 1 to 822 and encodes 273 amino acids. The transcript has a single exon. The record is from RefSeq and is a predicted model, not a curated record.
AUGUCGCCGCCCACACCUUUUCGCGUCCUGGUCUUUUCCAAGACGGCUGGCGGCCGCCACGAGUGUAUCCCAGCCGGCAUCGCCAUGUUUCAGCGACUGGCCGAGACGUCACAGGCGGCAGUUGGUGCCGGCACCGGAGUGCCAUUCGAGGUGGACGCCUCAGAGGACGCCGAGACCGCCUUCACGACGGCCAGCUUGGACCGGUAUCGCGUCGUGGUGCUGCUACAAACCACAGGCGACUAUCUCGACGCCACGCAGCUCGCUGCACUGCAGGCAUACGUCAAUGCAGGCCGCGGUGGUAUUGUCGCGAUCCAUGCGGCUGCGGUCGGCAUGAAGUCGCGCCUCGUCGACACCGACGGCUGGUACGGUCGUCUCUUGGGCGCCGUUUUCGUCGGGCACCCAGCGCCGCAGUUGGGUCGCGUCGUUAUCAAGGACCGCAGCCAUCCGACAGUGGCCGCGCUUCUGCCACAGCUGUCGGCCACCGAAGCUUCUGUGCCGGAGCCGUCCUUCUCUGCUUUUGACGAGUGGUACAACUUUGAGCUCGAUUCAUGUGCCGUCGUCGCCGCGAGCACGAUGGCUUUUCCAAAAGCACCCAGACCGGCGGCUGUUGACGUCCCCAACAUUCUGCUCAGCAUCGAUGAGACGACCUAUGAGGGCGGCAAGGUCGGCGAAAACCAUCCCAUCGCGUGGUGGCAGACGUUUGGGAACACAGGCACGCGCGUGUUCUACACAGCGAUGGGGCAUUUCGCCCAUUCCUACGAAGAUGACGUCUUCGUUCAACACCUGCACGACGCCCUUUUGUGGACGGCCAAGAUCCUGUAA